AUGUGUCCGUCAAAAUUUGUUGUAUGUAUACUGCUGAUUGCUGUAGGUGCCGAGUCGGGCUCGGAAUCGCAGGCAAGCCAGGCGCAAGCGACGCCCAGUCCGUCGGACUUUCAGUUCCUGAUCACCGGUGGCUAUCGCCCGGAAACCAACGACCUGGUCAAGUACGUGGUCUCGCUGCGCAUGGGCAAGCCAAAGAAGUUCUUCGGCGACAACCACUACUGCGCGGGUGUGGUCUUCAGCCAGCGGGCCAUUCUCACGGCGGCCCAUUGCAUGUUCAGCAAUCGCCGCAAGCUGAAGCCCAAGGGGCUGGUGGUCGUUGCUGGGACGCCAAAGCGGCUGGUCAAGAGCAGCACAACGCAGAUUAUGGAGGCCAAGCAGCUGCUGCCGCAUCCCAAGUACAAUAAGGGCAAGUCGCAUAAGUACGACGUAGGACUGAUCCUGUUGAAGGAGGAUCUCAGUCUGGGGGAUACCGUUGCCACAAUAGCUCUGAACACCAAGGCUCCGGUGGCCGGCAUCAAGUGCUCCAUCCUCGGCUGGGGCACGGUCAUCCAGUUUGGCCCACUGCCGGAUGAGGCUAUCAACGGCGAUCUGCAGAUCCUGCCGGAUACCUUCUGCGAGAACCUGAUGGGCUGGUCCAGCGUGGGCAUGCUCUGCGCCAGCGACAAGGACAGCUCCGAUGUGGACAGCUGUCAGGGUGACUCGGGCGGACCGCUCAUCUGUGACAACAUGUUGACGGGCAUCGUUUCCUUCGGCAUAGGUUGCGGCGAGCCCAAUUCGGCUGGGAUCUACACCGAUAUCUACCACUUCCGGGACUGGAUCACCGAGAACUCCUGCCCCCAAGGCACACGGCCUGCGUGGACGCUGUGGCUGCUGCUGCUCUUGCUGCUCCUGCUGCUGGUCGGGGAGCCGGCUGGUACAACUUGUUAA
Messenger RNA from Drosophila erecta, 927 nucleotides. RefSeq names its product trypsin-1. NCBI's taxonomy places the organism in Eukaryota, Metazoa, Arthropoda, Insecta, Diptera, Drosophilidae. Gene Ontology annotation, molecular function: serine-type endopeptidase activity. Gene Ontology annotation, biological process: proteolysis. The transcript has 3 exons. The record is from RefSeq and is a predicted model, not a curated record. The coding region runs from base 1 to 927 and encodes 308 amino acids.